AUGAAGCCAAGCACAAACCUCCAGUGUCACCAAAGGAGAGAAAAGGAGAAUCCUCAAGCUCUGCCAGGUGUCUUAAAGUUCUGUGACUCCAAUACAGUGAAGCAGAAAAAUCAAUUUACUCCUCCUGAGAAGGAUUGCUUCCCUUCUGGAACACCAGCACUGAACACCAAGGGGUCAGAACCAUCAGCAGUAGUAACAGAGGAAGAUGAUGGUGAUGAUGGAGAGGUGCAGCCUGUCAUUGCCCCACGACCAGAUCAUACAAAACCAAUUUCCACCCAGUCUAUAACUGACGCUGUUCCUGCUCCUCUUGGUGACAGGAUUGUCGACAGUGGUGCCAAGUCUUCAGACAAACAGAAGAAGAAUACGAAUUUGACUGAUGAGGAGAUUAUGGUGAAAUUAACCACCAUUGUAAGAGCAGGAUGUCCCAAACUGGUAUAUACUGGAUUUUUAAAAAUAGGCAAGGGGUUUUCUGGUCCAGUUUUUACUACUAUUGAUGUGACUCUGGAACAAAAGGUUGCAAUUAAACACAUUUAUAUACAGAAAUAUCCAUGGAAGGACCUGAUCCCCAAUGAGCUUUUGGUGAUGAAAGAAUUAAAGAUUCCCAACAUAAUUAACUUACUGGACAGUUACCUGGUCAGAGAUGACUUGUUUGUAGUGACCGAGUACCUUGCUGGUGGGCCACUGACUGAUGUUGUAACAGAAACCUGCAUGGAUGAGGCGCAGAUUGCUGCUAUGUGCAUAGAGUGUUUACAGGCAUUGGAGUUUUUACAUGCCAAUAAUGUGAUUCACCAUGACAUAAAAAGUAACAACGUACUUUUGGGGAUGGAAGGAAAUACAUUCAUUACUUAUUUUUAUUAUCUUUCCCUGAGUUUUAUCCAGUAUAGCCUAAGCAGGAGGGGRCUGUGUGACCCUGACCUCAGGGAUGACAAAGGAAAAUAUGCCCUUUUCUAA
This is a messenger RNA of Urocitellus parryii (Arctic ground squirrel), 951 nucleotides long. The record is from RefSeq and is a predicted model, not a curated record. NCBI's taxonomy places the organism in Eukaryota, Metazoa, Chordata, Mammalia, Rodentia, Sciuridae.